Molecule: messenger RNA, 234 nt
Organism: Penicillium malachiteum
Lineage: Eukaryota; Fungi; Ascomycota; Eurotiomycetes; Eurotiales; Aspergillaceae
Product: lactose permease
Exons: 2
Coding region: 1-234 (77 amino acids)
Biological process (GO): transmembrane transport
Cellular component (GO): membrane
Molecular function (GO): transmembrane transporter activity
Source: RefSeq, a predicted model, not a curated record
AUGUUCACGAGUGGGCGUUUCGUCCUGGGAUUCGGCGUCUGCUUUGCCAACGUCAAUAGUCCGGUAUAUGUUGGCGAGAGUGGCCCACCCCGUUUGGUGUGGUCCAUUAUCCGGUACAUCGGAUCUAUCGUUGCGGCAUGGGAGAUAUACGGAACGCAGACUCAGGCUAAUGGAUGGCGCACUCUCCUGUACUGCCAGUUUAUUGCAAAUGACGACAUUGCUCUGGCUAUCUAG